Carassius carassius (crucian carp) is the source of this 3217-nucleotide messenger RNA. Its product is annotated as protein NLRC3-like. Gene Ontology annotation, molecular function: protein binding. Lineage: Eukaryota; Metazoa; Chordata; Actinopteri; Cypriniformes; Cyprinidae. The record is from RefSeq and is a predicted model, not a curated record. The transcript is spliced from 8 exons. The coding region runs from base 89 to 3187 and encodes 1032 amino acids.
CAGUGGAAGUGAAAGCAGAAAGUUAGUUCAGCUUUCAUCGACAAGAAAAGAGGUGAACAAAGCAACAUUGAACAGUGGGAUACUUUUCAUGAGUAAUGAAGAACAGCACAGCACUACACCUAAAGCUAAUCUCUGUGAGAAGCUGAAGGACAAGGACGCUGCCUCUAAAAUGAGUGUAAAUGAGAAAAUGGAGAAGAGGUACACUACACCCUCUCCUGAACCCAGCUGUGUCUCUUUGAAAAGUAAUGCAUCUAUAGUUAUGCCUCCUAAUAUCAGUGAUGAAGCAGUGACCUCAGACCCAAGUCUGAAGAAACUCAAAACCACAUCUCCAGAACCAAGCUGUGUACCUAUGAAGAGUCAUGAAUUCCUACUUAAGCCUUCGGAUCUCAGCUUUGGAGCAGAGACCUCUGACCUGAGAGUCAUGACAGAAACCAAUUCUGCUCAGACCGGAGACCUGCAUAAACCACUACAUAAUGAACUACAAAGAGUCAAAGAGCAGCACAAAACCAGCAUGAAGAACAAGUAUGAGAGAUUAUUUGAGGGACUGAAACUCCAGGAGAAUGAAAGCCUCCUGAACAGCAUCUACACACAGCUCUACAUCAUAGAGGGAGAGAGAGAAGGAGUGAAUGAAGAACAUGAGGUUUUACAGAUGGAGAAAACAGCCAGAACACAACACUCACAAGACACUCCAAUCUACUGCAAUGACAUCUUUAAAGCCUCCGCUGAAGCAGGAUGUGAGGAGAAAGAGCAGAUCAAGACUGUUCUUACUAAAGGCAUCGCUGGAAUCGGAAAAACUGUCUCUGUGCAGAAGUUCAUUCUGGACUGGGCCGAGGGAAAAGCCAAUCAGGAUAUAGAUUUCAUGUUUGUGCUUCCAUUUCGAGAGCUGAACUUGAUCCGAGAUCAUCAGAACAGUCUUCACAGACUUCUGCUGGACUUUCAUCCUGAACUUCAAGAUCUGGACUCACAGAUUUAUGAGGAGUGUAAAGUUGUGUUCAUCUUUGAUGGUCUGGAUGAAAGCAGAAUCACACUGAUGUUUUCAGACGCUCAGAAAGUUUGUGAUGUGACUGAAACUUCAUCAGUGGCUGUGUUGAUGUCAAAGCUCAUGAAAGGAGAGCUGCUUCCCUCUGCUCUCAUCUGGAUCACCUCCAGACCAGCAGCAGCCAAUCAGAUCCCCUCCAAAUACAUCCACCGUCUGACAGAAAUUCAGGGAUUCACUGAGCCUCUGAAGGAAGAAUAUUUCAGGAAGAGAAUCAGUGAUGAGCAUCAAGCCAGCAGAAUCAUCUCACACAUCAGAAGAGCAAGAAGCCUCCACAUCAUGUGCCACAUCCCCGUCUUCUGCUGGAUCUCAUCCACUGUGCUUCAGAAGCUCCUGGAAGAAGAUCUGAGUGCAGAAAUCCCUCAAACUCUGACUGAAAUGUACAUCCACUUCCUGCUGAUUCAGAUCAACAUGAGGAAGCAGAAGUAUGAAGAGAGAGAUCCAGAGAAACUCCUGCCGUCCAACAGAGAAGUGAUUGUGAAACUUGCUGAAGUGGCUUUCAAACAGCUGAUGAAGGGCAAUAUGAUGUUCUAUGAGGAGGACCUGAUUGAGAGCGGCAUAGACGUAACUGACGCCUCAGUGUAUUCUGGGAUUUGCACUGAGAUCUUUAAGGAGGAAUCUGUGAUUCAUCAGAGGAAAGUCUACAGCUUCAUUCAUCUGAGUGUUCAGGAGUUUCUUGCUGCUUUUCAUGUGUUUUAUUGCUAUUUAAACAGCACCAUGGAGACCCUUAAGGUUAUUGUUCCAAUGCAUAAUCUGCUUAAAGGAGCAGUAGAUGAAGCCAUUGAGUGUGAGAAUGGACGUCUGGAUCUGUUCCUACGGUUCCUGCUGGGCGUCUCACUGGAGUCCAAUCAGAGACUCUUACAGGAUCUACUGACACACACAGAGAACAGCUCAGAGAGCAUCAGCAGAACCACACAGUACAUUAAACAGAUGAUCAAAGAUGGACAUGGACUCUCCACUGAAAGAUCCAUUAAUCUGUUCCUCUGUCUGCUGGAAGUGAAAGAUCAGACUCUGUCCACAGAGAUUCAGGAGUUUGUGAAUUCAGACAAACAAUCAGAGAAGAAACUCUCUCCUGGUCACUGCUCAACAAUCACCUACAUGCUUCAGAUGUCAGAGGAGCCGUUGGAUGAACUGGACCUCAAGAAAUACAACACAUCAGCUGAGGGGAGAAGAAGACUGAUACCAGCUGUGAUCAACUGCAGAAAGGCCAUUUUUGCUGGCAGUAAUCUCUUUUGUCAGGAUUGUGAAAUUGUGGCAUCAGCUUUACAGUCCUCAAACUGUGUCCUGAGAGAGCUGGAUCUAAGUAACAAUGACCUGCAAGAUUCGGGAGUGAAGAUGCUCUCUGAUGGACUGAAGAGUCCAAACUGUCAGCUGGAAAAACUGAGGUUGUCUGGCUGUAUGGUGACAAAGGAAGGCUGUGGUUAUUUGUCUUCUGCUCUGAGUUCAAAUCCCUCACACCUGAGAGAGCUGGAUCUGAGCUACAAUCACCCAGGACAAUCAGGAGUCCAGCUGCUCAAACACAAACUGCAGGAUCCAAACUAUAAACUGGAGAAACUCAGUUUGAAUCAUGGAGGCAAUUUUAGAAUCACACCAGGAUUGAGAAAAUAUGCGUGUGAUCUCACUCUGGAUCCAAACACUGUUAACACUCAACUCAUGCUGUCUGAUGAGAACAGGAAGGUGAUGCAUAUGAAAACACCGCAGUCAUAUCCUGAUCUUCCAGCGAGAUUUGAUACAUAUCCCCAGGUACUGUGUGGAGAGAGUCUCUCUGAACGCUGUUACUGGGAGGUUGAAUGGAGUGGAAGAGUGACUGGUAUAGCCGCGACAUAUAAAGGAAUCAGCAGGAAGGGAGUAAGUGACUGUGUUUUUGGAUGGAAUGAAAAAUCCUGGAGUCUCUUCUGUUCCGAUAACAGUUACACUGUUUGUCACAAUAAUGACAGAACUGACUUAAUUGCACCUUCACCUCCCUCUAAUAGAGUAGGAGUGUAUCUGGACUGGUCUGCCGGCUCUCUGUCCUUCUACAGCAUCUCUGACACACACACACUCACACACUUACAUACAUUCAACACCACAUUCACUGAACCCCUAUAUGCUGGAUUCAGAGUUUAUGAAGCCUCAGUGUCUUUGAGACAUUUCUCAACAGUAUCUCUUUAAAGCCGUCAUAAACUUGCGUUUAUGGAAUUU